Tetrahymena thermophila SB210 is the source of this 1257-nucleotide messenger RNA. RefSeq names its product transmembrane protein, putative. The record is from RefSeq and is a predicted model, not a curated record. Lineage: Eukaryota; Ciliophora; Oligohymenophorea; Hymenostomatida; Tetrahymenidae. The transcript has a single exon.
AUGUUUGAUCAAAAUCUGUAAAUAUAUCAAUGCUAGUCUUGUAGCAUGGUUUCAGAUGUUUAAAACUGUAAAAAUGGUUGCUCUAGUUCUUAAUACUACUCAAUGCAAUACGGAUAAUGCUAUGAGUAUUGUGUCGAUGGAAAAAUUGCAAAAACUUAUAGUCAAUGCGGAAGUUCACAACAUUUAUGUAUCGAUGGAUAUCAUUUUAGUUCAUAAAAUAAAUGCGAGAAAAAUAUUUGCUCUGCUUAAAUUCCUACUUCUGAUACUUUUUCAGCUUUUUUAUUUUAAUGUCUAAAUUGUAGCAUCGCUUAUUAUUAGAAAGAUUGCUAGAAUCCAUGUAUACCUGGUUCAGAACUAUAAUAUUAUUACUCGCUGUAAUAAUUAUGUAUGGUAUAUUGUGGUAAUGGAAUUAUAGCAAUCGAUAAAAAAACGUGUCCUUCAUCAAAUAUUUGUAUAAAUGGAACAUAAUGGAGUGAUUUAGAAAAAAAAUGCAAAAAAUAAUUAAUUACUUGUUCUACCUCUUCACCAGAUAAUUAUCUGCUGCAAUGCUCAAAUUGUAGUUUGGUAACAAAUAUCAAUUAUUGCCAAAAUAGUUGUUUAAGCUAAUAUUAUUAUGAUUAUAAAUAAUAAAAAUGCAUGUUCUAUUGUUUUUAAGGAGUAAUUGCAUAAGACUAAGCAAGUUGUUAAUCUUCUAAUUUUUGUAUUGAUGGUUUUAUAAAUGUAGGUUAAGGUAAGUGUAAUCCUAUUAGUAAAGAUGAAAAUAAUAACUAAGAUGGUUAAAUUAAUUCAAAUAAUAAUUAAAAUACUUCAAAAUAUGAAUAAAAUUCAUUGACUGUAAAUAUUAUGAUAUCAUUAUUUGCAGCUUUGAUAAUUCUUAUUUUAGCAGCUUCUUUUGCUGUGUUAAAAAAAUUGAAAGUAUUUUUAAAUAAAAAUGAUUAAAUGCAACAAAUAAUAAAUAAUUAUGAAUCAACACUAAAAAAAUAUAUUGAUGAUAAAAUUAGUAAUUAAUAGUUAGAAAUAGAUUCGUUAAAAAUUAUAAGAAUUACAAAUAAUUAAUUGAAAAACAAUUAAAUUGAAAUCGAAAUAAAUUAAAAUGGAGAAGAUUAACUUUUACAAGAUUAAAAUGAUAGUUAGAGAACAAUAAAAUAAUUUGCAAAUAAUGAAAUUUUGCAGUAAUAAUAUUCUCAAUAGAACUAUUAGGAAAAUCCUCUCCUAUAAUAAUAAGUAAGUUAAUAGAAAGACAUAAAUUAAUUAUGA